AACAGCUGGCAGACGGGCGGCUGUCCUAUCAAAUCGUUUAGUUUCAAAUACAAACCCAUUUAUCAAAAGAAUUGGAUUACAUUAUCAGACGAAGUCAUCUUUGAAAAGGACUUCUACUUUAUCCGUGAUUUAGUGCCCAAUAAAGAGUACAAACUUUUAGUGAGCGCUCAUUCAGACGCAGGUGUGACUGAAGCCGAGUACAGCUUCAAGACGUUAAACAUAUCGCUAAUGGUUCGGGUGGUGUCACCGCAGGCACCGGUCGAUGCCUCAGCUCAGGCCGAAUCGUUAUCGCUGUUCCGAAACAUAACAGUUCUCUUACCCGUCAUUAUCUCAAUCAUCGUAUUGUGUGUCAUAUUAGGCACACUCUUGGGUUGUAUGCGUCGACAGCACGUGAACCAAGUGGUGAAUGGCAUGAAUGGACUCAAUAGCAACAAUUGUAUCCAUAAGACAGAGUUAAGACAAUCGCAAGAGACGUUUCAAUUGAAUGACUUC
Medioppia subpectinata is the source of this 492-nucleotide messenger RNA. Lineage: Eukaryota; Metazoa; Arthropoda; Arachnida; Sarcoptiformes; Oppiidae. The record is from the annotation of a GenBank genome assembly.